Messenger RNA from Hibiscus syriacus, 854 nucleotides. RefSeq lists its product as uncharacterized. The transcript has 2 exons. NCBI's taxonomy places the organism in Eukaryota, Viridiplantae, Streptophyta, Magnoliopsida, Malvales, Malvaceae. The record is from RefSeq and is a predicted model, not a curated record. The coding region runs from base 101 to 847 and encodes 248 amino acids.
GCGUCCUCACAGAUUCUUCUCUUUUCUUCGACCACCUUGUUCAUUUCCAUCAACUCCAUCACACGCAUAAACCAGAGACCCUCAACCCCAAAAAGCAAAGAUGCAAUCUAGAUUGGCAACAACAGCAUCGAGAACGUAUUCGGCGCUGUAUGCAGCCGGUAACCAGGCUCUCUUUCGAAGGUUUGCCUCUGGAUCAGCCGUUAAAGGAAGAACAGCUGACCCUGAAAUCCACUCCGGUGAUCUCGAAGCCGGACCCGAAGUUCACACGGGUGAAGCUCAGGGCAUAGAAAACCAUCCAGAUGAUGACCAUAACUUUAAUGACUUCCGGUCACAGAAAGAGGCCAAACCUGGUUACGAAACGGAUCCGCUAAAACAACCCAAGCUGCCACAUGAAAGUUCUCCGAGGCUCAAGAGUUCACCGGUGAACCAUCCCGUGGAACCCAACGUUCAACAAAGGCGUACCAAUGUCAGUGCUGCAGCCAUAGAAGAAGUGAGCUGUGUAGGUAUCGACGGUACGCCCUUGCCGGAGAGCAAAGAAAGGGAGCAAGGGGAAAAGAGAGAGCAAACGAAGGAUGACAAGGAGUACUUCAAGGACCACAAGGCGUCUCCUUUGUCGGAGAUUGAGGUGGCGGAUACGAGGAAACCCAUCACGAGAGCCACCGAUGGGACUGCCACGGAGACGAAACAGAGUGGGGGAGAUGUGAUCGGGUGGAAGCCGGAGCAGCUUCUGACGGCUGAAGAGACGCUUUUGAGGGCAUCGGAGAUUUGGAAGGAGAAUGCGAUGCGUGGGAUUCCCGAGCUUCCACAUUCUCGUAGACUGAGAGAACUGCGUGGUGAAUGGUUUUGAUUGCAAA